This is a messenger RNA of Phyllostomus hastatus (greater spear-nosed bat), 1551 nucleotides long. It is a transcript of the gene KRT35, whose product is annotated as keratin 35. The transcript has 7 exons. Gene Ontology annotation, molecular function: structural molecule activity. NCBI's taxonomy places the organism in Eukaryota, Metazoa, Chordata, Mammalia, Chiroptera, Phyllostomidae. Bases 1 to 1368 code for a protein of 455 amino acids. The record is from RefSeq and is a predicted model, not a curated record.
AUGGCUUCCAAAUGCCUCAAGGCCAGCUUUUCCUCAGGGUCUCUCAAGGGCCCGGGAGGGGGCUACGGGGGCUCCGCACGUGUGUCCACCGUGUACUCCAGCAGCUCUUGCAGGCUCCUGGGCCUCCCCCGGGGGGCCCGGAGCUUCUCCACCUGCUCCGCGGGGCUGGGCAGGAGCAGCCGCAGGGCUGCCAGCUGCCUCCCCACUCUCUGGCUCCCAUCUGGAGGCUUUGUCACCAGCUACAGUGUCAGUGGGGGCUGGUUUGGGGAGGGCAUCCUCACCGGCAGCGAGAAGGAGACCAUGCAGUUCCUGAACGACCGCCUGGCCAGCUACCUGGAGAAGGUGCGGCAGCUGGAGCAGGAGAACGCCAGCCUGGAGAGCCGCAUCCGCGAGUGGUGUGAGCAGCAGGAGCCCUACCUAUGCCCCGACUACCAGUCUUACUUCCGGACCAUCGAGGAGCUGCAGAAGAAGACUCUGUGCACCAAGGCGGAGAACGCCCGGCUGGUGGUCGAGAUCGACAAUGCCAAGCUGGCCGCGGACGAUUUCAGGACCAAGUAUGAGAUGGAGGUAUCCAUGCGGCAGCUGGUGGAGUCGGACAUGAACAGCCUGCGCAGGAUCCUGGACGAUCUGACCCUGUGCAAGUCCGACCUGGAGGCCCAGGUGGAGUCCCUCAAGGAGGAGCUGCUCUGCCUCAAGAAGAACCACGAGGAGGAAGUGAACACGCUGCGUUGCCAGCUUGGGGACCGGCUCAACGUCGAGGUGGACGCCGCCCCGCCCGUUGACCUCAAUCGGGUCCUGGAGGAGAUGAGGUGCCAGUACGAGACCCUGGUGGAGAAUAACCGCCGGGACGCCGAAGACUGGUUCAACACCCAGACGGAGGAGCUGAACCAGCAGGUGGUGUCCAGCUCGGAGCAGCUGCAGACCUGCCAGGCAGAGAUCAUCGAGCUGAGACGCACGGUCAACGCCCUGGAGAUCGAGCUGCAGGCCCAGCACAGCAUGAGAGAUGCUUUGGAAUCCACCCUGGCGGAGACAGAGGCCCGCUACAGCGCCCAGCUGACCCAGAUGCAGUGCAUGAUCACCAACGUGGAGUCCCAGCUGGCCGAGAUCCGGGCUGACCUGGAGCGGCAGAACCAGGAGUACCAGGUGCUGCUGGACGUGCGGGCCCGGCUGGAGGGCGAGAUCGCCACGUACCGGGGCCUGCUGGAGAGCGAGGACUGCAAGCUCCCCUGUAACCCAUGUGCUCCUGAGCCCUCGCCCUCCAAGUCGUGCCUCCCCUGUCUCCCUGCAGCCUCCUGUGGCCCCGCCACAGCCCGCGCCACCUGCAGCCCCCGCCCCCUCUGUGCGCCCUGCCCAGGAGGCCGGUUCUGAGAGGGACUGGCCCAGAAAGUCAAGGCCAUUGUCUCCAGGGCUUGGACUUGGCCACUCCUGAACCCUAACCCUAAAGCCCGAUCCCUUCUCUUUGUGCAGAGCCCAGGGCCUGGCCCCGAGGGGCCUCACGGCAAACACAGGCCAUAAGGUUUCUCAGACCCUGUCACUAAGGCUGGCCGCGCC